Triticum dicoccoides is the source of this 1665-nucleotide messenger RNA. RefSeq lists its product as uncharacterized. Gene Ontology annotation, biological process: CAAX-box protein processing. The coding region runs from base 362 to 1435 and encodes 357 amino acids. The transcript is spliced from 5 exons. The record is from RefSeq and is a predicted model, not a curated record. Gene Ontology annotation, molecular function: metalloendopeptidase activity. Gene Ontology annotation, cellular component: membrane. Lineage: Eukaryota; Viridiplantae; Streptophyta; Magnoliopsida; Poales; Poaceae.
UGAAAAAACCGUAAUCCGCACAUCCUCCCAGGUCCCAGCCCCAGCAGCCCGCAACUCUCGGCGGCGCUUGCUCCCCGUCGGCGCACUCGCUUCUCCCUGGUUCCUCGGCGCCGCUCGCUCUACCCCGUUGUCUCUGGCGUGCAGCCUCUCUUGCCUCCCCCCUCGUCGCCCUAGCCGGCCGCGGGUGCGCCCGCGCCCCCACCGUUGUUGUGGCCUGCUGGCCGGAGGCGCACGCGCCCGCGUCCUGGUCCCCGCCUCGUCGUCACCGGAGUCGCGCUGCGCCGUUCGCCUCCUUUCCUGAGCUCUCGUGCCUUCCUCCUCUCUCCCGCCCUAAAUCGGUUCUGCAUGUUACGGAAUACGCAUGUCGUCCACCUCCUGCCUAGCCCCUCCCAUCCCCUGCCGUAGGGUUAGGCUCCCACCUCCCUCCGCCGCCGCCGAGAGGCCAUCACUCAGAUUUAAGCCUGGCGGGGCUGCUCACACCAAGGGAUGGAGGCUGGUUCACAUCUCAUGCUUCAGGCAGGAGCAAGACGUGUCAACAACAUCUGAUGAUGGCACUGGCUUCAAAUACAAUGAGCAGGCGGAGAUCUCAGGGGACCCUGACCUGAAGGAGGAAGACUGUGGAAGCCCCAACAGGGAUGAUCAAAAUUAUGUAAAGGGAGACUGGUUUGUUAGAACGCAGAAGAUAAAGGAAAAUCUACAUGAUACAAUAUCCAGAUUUCGGAAUGAGCGCUGGGCAGUACAUUGGACUGGACAAACAAUUACCCAGGUCAUGUUUUUGUGGAUCGCGACAUUUUGGCUUGUGGGUUCCUGGAUAGUGCCAUUCUUGGCUCAUGCUGCUGGCUUUAGCAAGGAAACAUUGACACACAGAGGCCAAGCAUUAUAUAGCCUCGUGACGGACAUAACUGAAGGCCUUGCUGGGAUUGCUAUCCUUCACCAGUGCCUUGGUAGAUUCCGUCCCCUUCCUCCAGGCUGGUUUGAGUUCAAAUUGAAGGGCAAAUGGCAUUGGGAUGUAGCGUUGGGGUGCCUGUUAUUCCCACUGGUGAAUUUGCUUUCUCACAUCAACAUCAGCUUAGUUCAUAUGUCAUCAGGGCCAGUCACCGGGGUAUCCAGUGUAGAGCAAUCCAUUGUGGCCCGUGACCCGGUGGCAAUGGCCUUGUAUGCUGUGGUAGUCACUGUAUGUGCACCUAUAUGGGAAGAGAUUGUGUUCCGUGGUUUCCUCCUCCCAUCUCUAACGCGAUACAUGCCUCUUCCAUGGUCGAUCCUGCUAAGUGCUGUGGCGUUUGCGCUGGCGCACUUCAACGUGCAAAGGGUGUUGCCGUUGAUAUUUCUCGGGGUUGUGAUGGGAGGUGUCUUUGCCAGAUCACGCAACCUAUUGGCAUCAAUGGUGCUUCAUAGCCUUUGGAACGGUUUUGUAUUCCUGGAUUUGAUGAAAUGAGAGAAGCUAACAAAGGGAUGUUCAGUGGAGAUUAGACAAAGACAGAUUUUCGAAGAUUUUUGUAUAGGGUCAGAAGAUAGCCAUAGGACUUGUGCCCAGAAGCAUGUUUCUUACCCAUGUAAAUUAUAUACGCGUGAGGAUAAUUACCUCAUCGUGUAUAGAAUCACCCUUUCAUAUGUAUUGUGUAUUUUAUUCUUGAGUAUGUGAUCAGAAAUAUAAAUUCCUUGGUA